Terrapene triunguis (Three-toed box turtle) is the source of this 599-nucleotide messenger RNA. Its product is annotated as sodium-dependent multivitamin transporter-like. Lineage: Eukaryota; Metazoa; Chordata; Testudines; Emydidae. The record is from RefSeq and is a predicted model, not a curated record. The annotation marks the transcript as partial. Gene Ontology annotation, cellular component: membrane. Gene Ontology annotation, molecular function: sodium-dependent multivitamin transmembrane transporter activity. Gene Ontology annotation, biological process: sodium ion transport; biotin transport; pantothenate transmembrane transport. The transcript has 2 exons.
GCUCGGUGGCUGUGCGCGAUGGUGGCUGGGACCGAGGCGCGUGCCGGAGGCGCGGGGUGCCGGUGAGUGGUGCUGGCGCAGCCCCUGCAUGGCCUGGGGCAGGUAGAGCCGAGCGCGGGGCCGGCGCAGCUGGCAUGGCCGGCCUGGGCAGAGCCGGCGGGCGCAGGAGGCUGUAGCGCGGCCAGCCGGCCGGCAGCGUUGCCAUGGCGUUCACGGUGGCGGAUUACACCGUCUUCGUGCUGCUGCUGGUGCUCUCCUCCGCCAUCGGGCUGUACUACGCACUGAGCGGCGGCCGGCAGCGCACGGUGCAGGAGUUCCUGCUGGCCAACCGCAGCAUGAGCUUCCUGCCCGUGGCCCUGUCCUUGCUGGCCACCUUCCAGUCAGCCGUGGCCAUCCUGGGCGUGCCGGCCGAGAUCUACCGCUUCGGCACCGAGUACUGGUUCCUCGGCUGCUGCUACAUCCUGGGCCUCCUGAUCCCGGCGCAUGUCUUCAUCCCUGUCUUCUACCGCCUCCACCUCACCAGCACCUACGAGUACCUGGAGCUGCGCUUUAACAAGGCUGUGCGUGUGUGUGGCACCGUGACCUUCAUCUUCCAGAUG